Prorocentrum cordatum is the source of this 483-nucleotide messenger RNA. Lineage: Eukaryota; Dinophyceae; Prorocentrales; Prorocentraceae. The record is from the annotation of a GenBank genome assembly.
AUGUCGGCCGCGCGUUGCUGCUUGCUGCUCGCCGUGACAGGCAGCUCUGCCGUCAUGGACAUAAAGGGGAAGGGCGGGCAUCUCCGGAGGCCCAGAGAACAGGCGCCUCAUGGUUUCAUAGUGGGCGAUGGUUCGAAGGUGCACGUGAGCGUCGAGGUGCUGGAGAGCGGAGGAAUGCUUAUUGGCACCACCGCGAUCGAGGAGCCGGCCCGCAUAGAAACCGCGGAUCUGUGCACGCAGGUCGGGGUGGCAUGGUUGGCGCUGGUGCUUAGCGGCGGCGUCUUCGUCAUCUUGCCCAGGUACCAGACCCUGGCGCAGUUGCUCCUGUUCUUCGGGGCCCAGAACUUCAUGAACUUGUUGUACAUCAAGGCGAUCAUGUCCAUCCACACGGUCUGCCAGGAGCUCAACAUACGGCGCUUCCAUGCGCUCCUAGUGCUGACGGCCAUGCAGCAGCUCGCGGGCUUCCUCUUCCCGCGCUGGUGA